This is a messenger RNA of Annulohypoxylon truncatum, 972 nucleotides long. RefSeq lists its product as uncharacterized. The transcript has 3 exons. The record is from RefSeq and is a predicted model, not a curated record. The coding region runs from base 223 to 972 and encodes 249 amino acids. NCBI's taxonomy places the organism in Eukaryota, Fungi, Ascomycota, Sordariomycetes, Xylariales, Hypoxylaceae.
AGAAAACAGAAACUACGAUUGACCUCGACCGGAGAGACACCCGACUUCUCAUCGAUAGACCUGCACUCUGGCAUUUAAACACUUUUCCCUACGUCCAUCCACUUUCCAAAAAUUCAUUCACCCAACAUCAAUUUGACAAAUCCAUUCCUCCAUUCAUCACAUCUUUCUGCAACCUAUCUAUCUACACAAUUUAAUUAUUCACCACCAUCAAGUAUCAUCAAGAUGGCUCCACUAGACACCGAUUCUCAGUUCAAGUUCCUCAUCGCCUGCAUCAAGCACUCGACUGCUGGCAAGGUCGACUUUAACGAGGUCGCCAAGGAGCUUUCCAUCAUCACCAAGGGUGCCGCCGCCAAGAGAUACGAGCGCCUCAUGAAGGCCCAUGGAAUCGGCUCCGCUAGCAGCGUCAAGAAGGAGUCCAAGGACUCUAAGGAGGGAGUAAAGACUCGCGCCACACCCAGCAAGAAGCGCAAGCUUGCCGCGGUUGACGAAGAUGCCGGAGACGUCGAUGAACCGGUGAAGAAGGAGAUCAAAGGUGAAGUCAAAACCGAAGAUUCAAUCGCCGUGAAAGCGGAGCAGGAGAAUGGCGGCAGCGCGACUACUAUCGCGCUCGGUGCUACAUCUAUCAACGGAAUAGCAUCUGUUGGUCAGGCGAGCUCGUCACCUUCAACCAACGCACAGAACGACGAGGAUGACGAUGAAGUCCUAGUCAUCUGCGCCACGGAGAAGCGUGAUGAUGGUAAUGUCCCCGUCUACGGCGGCGGUCACCAUCAUUCGCAUUCGCACUCGCAUUCGCCUGCUCCAAUGAUUCCGGGGAUCCAUUCAUUUGAUUACGCUGCUAACGUCGGUUUCCCUCAACAGUUUCCCACUCCGACGGCGACGGCGAGGAUGUCGUCUCCGCAUAAUUCUCACCCCUAUGGAUUUCCACCUAGCACAUGGAUUUACCCACACCACGAGACACACAACUAUCUUUAG